This is a messenger RNA of Dothidotthia symphoricarpi CBS 119687, 1120 nucleotides long. RefSeq lists its product as uncharacterized. The record is from RefSeq and is a predicted model, not a curated record. NCBI's taxonomy places the organism in Eukaryota, Fungi, Ascomycota, Dothideomycetes, Pleosporales, Dothidotthiaceae. The transcript is spliced from 2 exons. Bases 248 to 862 code for a protein of 204 amino acids.
AUUCUUGAUAUUUAUCGCAAGCUGCCCCUCCUAGCUUUAAAGGAUACGUCACGCCAACAACCACAAUUUACUGCUGCUUUAUUACCUGGGAAAAUCCGGUCACGUAGCAGCUGCAUACCGAUCGCUGCACGUUUAUAAGGAGCGCUUCCCACCCUCAACUUGUGUCGUCAUUCAUCACACUUCCGUUCCACCAACGCAAACAACCUUCAUUUCGAGGCAUCUCUCCGGAGAACUACCAACCGCCAACAUGGCCAUCUCCAGUCUUGCUUUCAUCUUCUGGCGGGUCAUGGAGAUCAUCACAUUAAUUCCUACGCUGGGAAUGCUCGCCUGGUUCGUCGACUGGUACAACAGUCGCAGUCUUCUCACACCGACCUCGAUUCUUGUCCUGUUCAUCGUCUCGGUAUUAGGUGCAGUAUGGGCAAUAGGGACACUAUUCCUGUAUGCUCGUGCGAAGCACUCUGCCAAGUUCGUCGCCUUCAUCGAUCUCCUCUUCGUCGGUGCAUUCAUUGGGGCCGUCUACGUACUACGGGGCAUUGCAAAUGCGGACUGCUCGGGCUGGACGACAGACGGAACCUAUAGCACCAACCUGGGACUGUUCACUGUAUCUGGAAACUCGUAUGACUGGUCUAUCAACCGCCAGUGCGCCAUGCUCAAAGCCAGCUGGGCAUUCGGCAUCAUGAACUGCAUAUUCUUCUUCUUCACCUUCCUCCUGGCCCUUCUCGUCCACCGUCAUCACCGCAACGACCGUGUUGACCGUGUCGUCGUCAAGCGCGAAGUACAUCACUCCCGUCACGGUCAACGUUCUCGCAGCCCUCGCCACUCGCACCAGAGUCACCGAAGCCGCAGCCGUAGCUACGUCUAGAGCAGUACAUUCGAAACCAGAAGUAAUACAAACCAGUCAGAGAACAAUCUACGGAUUUGGUCUCGACUUAAAAAAAAACGUUUAUGCGAGUCGAGAGAUGACUGAGCACGAAUCUCAUUGGACCUGCUUUUUUUUUGCGAUAUGAUACCAGCGGAUAGCAUACCAUUUUGUUUUGACCGAGACUGCACGAUUACGAUAUGCGCCAUGAUUUAGUAGAGAGUUAGUAAAUCUCUGUAGUUUUGUACAUAAUUGAUACCU